Messenger RNA from Talaromyces atroroseus, 2319 nucleotides. RefSeq lists its product as hypothetical. Gene Ontology annotation, biological process: intra-Golgi vesicle-mediated transport. The record is from RefSeq and is a predicted model, not a curated record. Lineage: Eukaryota; Fungi; Ascomycota; Eurotiomycetes; Eurotiales; Trichocomaceae. The transcript is spliced from 2 exons. Gene Ontology annotation, cellular component: COG complex; Golgi apparatus. The coding region runs from base 1 to 2319 and encodes 772 amino acids.
AUGGCUACUGAUGCGUGGGACUCAAGGAACAUGAAGUCAUGGAAGGAGGCUUUUCAGUAUCCAAUUCCCACCGUGCGGAAGGUCGAGCAGGAAUUGCGCUGUGACAUUGCGAGUAACAGAGAGAAGCUGCGGUCUUUAGUAGGAACACGCUAUCGUGAACUCCUGGGAACCGCCGAGACAAUCGUUGAAAUGAAUGCGGAGAGUUCGGAGGUCGAGACAAAGCUGGCCAGCAUUGGAAUCCGUUGCAACACUAGCUUGAUUGGCAAGAAGUCCGUGAAUUUAACAGACAUCAAGCGAGAAUCCACAGGCAAGAGUGAAAACGACAGAGCGCUGGCCGGGCAGUUGGUGCUCCUUCAUCGCUGUACCACCGUGACAGGGAGGCUUUUGCGCAAACAUGAUUCACCGCUAUUGGCCUCGAAAUUGAUGGUGAUUUCAAGGCUUCUCUACAAAACUCUCUCGCAGACUCCAAAUGCGCCCCCAUUUUUAGAAACCCUACGCUCGCAGUUAAGUUCUGUACAAAGAUUGAUACGUCGGAGAAUUCUUCGAAUAUUGGGUUCUGCCAAUUCGAGCAUUGAAGAUAUCAUUGACUCCAUGGCCGCUUUUUGUCUCUCGGACAACGCAUCAUCUCUCGACGCAAUAACACAUUUUCAUGCCAUUCGGUUUAGUUGUAUCGAGAAGCCCAGCGAGAAUGCAGGCGAAUAUAUCCCAAAGGCCCUGGGUCUCUAUGUUCAGACUCUCCAAACCACAAAAGCAAUUUUCUCCCGUCGACUAUCAGAUGCGCUGGGCAAGCUUCAGGCCCAACCUCUGCUGAAUGAUAGCAAUAUCCGAAAUCUCGAUGAUCUUGAUCUCGACAUCCUUGGACGAUGGGUCACCACAGAUGUGAAGAAUUUCACUCCCUGGAUCAAGUCCGACGACCUGUCAAGACAGUCGGCCGAACAUAUACUUAAAACUUGGUCUAAUAAGGCAUUCCAUAGGUUCCUAGAGUGUGGCGCUGUCUCUCUGAGAAAUGCGACUGACUUUGCGCAAGUCCUUUCACUGCGGAAGAGAGCAAUAGAUAUCUGGCUUUCCGCAGUGGCGGUAACACCAACUCACUCAGCAGUCAGUAUAUUAGAAGGCCUCAGAGACGUCUUCAACACGCAGUUGAAGUUGGUUUUACUCAAUCAAGCUCAACGAUUGCUUUCCGUUGGUGAUGGAGUCAAAUCGCACAUAGAGCAAUGGACACAAACUGACGGAGGUACAUCGCAGUCGCUGUGGGACGCUAAUGUGACAUCUCUCGAGGUCUCCGACGGUGCCACUGUUUUCAAGCGAGUGCUUACACAGACACUGCUCGGUCAAGAUUCAAGGAUUGCGAAUAUAUUGGAGACAUAUGACUCAUGGUUAGUAGCUAUCGAGAAUUCUAGGCGCUCGGUUGAUGAAAUGCGGCACACGAAAUGGGAAGAUACUUUUGACGAUGACGAUGACGAUGAAGAAUUUCCAACUAGUUCUGUGGAACUGCUUAACCAAGAUGACCCCCGCCAGUUACGCGAGGCGCAAAAGGAUGCAGUCGGACAGGCGUUUUUGGAUCUACAGAGAUGCUUCAGUGGUGUCAUUGAUGCUUUCGGGGACUCGGAGAAUAGCCUCAAAGCUGCUUUUGUUUUGCGACUAAUCAGAGACUUGAGGCGAGGCAGUCCGUCAGAAAUACUACAAGAUGAUGGCUUGGACUUUGCCCAAGAUAUUGUACCAGGCUUGCAGCAAACUCUAGCAGAGGAAGUUCUCACCAGUGUACCAGCAUCAAAAAUUCUUCCAUCUCCAAAACGCAGCACUCUAUCGCGGGUUCCUGGGCGUACCUUAUGGGAGAAAAACCCUGAAUUACCCAUCCAGCCGUUGCCGUCAACAUUCAAAUACUUUCGGCGUCUUGUCGAGGCUAUGGAGAGCUUGGGCCCGGAUCUAUGGAAUUCCUCUGCCGUGAUUGUACUGAAGAAGACUGCACACAAAAAUGCCGUCGACUCCUUCUCUGCGAAGUUCGAAGAAUUGAAAAUGUCUGCGAAGCAGACGGAGAAUGCCAAAGAGCAGAUUGAGAAGGACAAUUCCACAACCGAAGGAGACGACUUAACAACGCCAGACCUUGUGCGGGACUGGAAGAUUCAACUGUUGCUCGAUGCAUUCUACGUCCGAGAUGUGCUAUCAGUCCCACCUGAUGAGACGGAACCCAUGAACAAGUUUAUAGAAACCUUGCAGGGUGAAGUCGAAGAACAGGACGGGGCAGUCGGUGCAUUGCAAGAAGCUGCACAUGAGUUCUGGAAGCGAACAGAAAUGCUUUUUGGACUGUUAGCGACCUAG